This is a messenger RNA of Stegodyphus dumicola, 1173 nucleotides long. RefSeq names its product putative RNA-binding protein Luc7-like 2. Gene Ontology annotation, molecular function: mRNA binding. The record is from RefSeq and is a predicted model, not a curated record. Gene Ontology annotation, cellular component: U1 snRNP. Gene Ontology annotation, biological process: mRNA splice site recognition. NCBI's taxonomy places the organism in Eukaryota, Metazoa, Arthropoda, Arachnida, Araneae, Eresidae.
GGACCCUCGAGUGUGUAAGAGUUUUUUACUUGCAUGUUGCCCACACGACAUUCUGGCUGCAACCGCUUCAUCCUGAAUGGAAGAUAUGUUUGAACCAGUGGGUCAACAAACUUGUUUCGCCUCUUGCGUAUGGACCUAGGAGAGUGUCCCAAACUUCACGACUUGGCCUUGCGAGCUGAUUAUGAAAAUGCAGCACAAAAAAAAGAUUACUUCUAUGAUGUCGAUGCAAUGGAGCAUUUGCAGAAUUUCAUUAACGAAUGUGAUCGUCGAACAGAGCAAGCUAAGAGGCGAUUGGCGGAAACUCAAGAAGAGCUGAGUGCUGAGGUCGCUGCUAAGUUGAACAAAGUCCAUGAACUAGCUGAACAGAUUGGGAAGAAGCUGGCACAAGCCGAAAAAUUGGGAGCAGAAGGAAAUGUGGAAGAAUCCAUGAAAACCAUGGAAGAAGUAGAGGAAUUCCGAAAGCAGAAAGCACUGGCAGAGCAAGAGUAUCGCAAUUCUAUGCCCGCUUCGAGUUACCAGCAACAAAAGCUGAGGGUUUGCGAAGUCUGUUCAGCAUAUUUGGGCAUCCAUGACAAUGACAGAAGAUUGGCAGACCAUUUCGGUGGAAAACUUCACUUGGGAUUCAUCACGAUCAGAGAAAAACUGGAAGAACUCAAAGCGGUGGUGAAUGAGAAACGGCAGAAAGGAAGACUGGAUCGUGACCGUGAUUACCUACGAGAGCGAGAGGAACGAGGACGAGACUGGGGCAAGUCAUGGGCUGACAGUCGCGAAAGGAGCCGAAGCAGAGGCCGAUCUAGGCGUCACAGAUCCCGCUCUUCAUCCCGGGAACGCCGCCGCCAUCGCACUCGGUCAAAUUCAGAGGAACGCCGUAAGCACAGCAGGCAUCGCCGCAGAUCCCGCUCCAGAGAACGUCGUAGGUCUCGAGACGGUGACAGGAGUCGCAGCCAUCGCAGAGAAAAAUCGGGUGACAGGCAUAGCAAAGAAAAAUCAAAAAGAAGUCGAUCACGAGAGCACAGACGUUCUCAUUCUGCAGGAAAUGAUAGAGAAGAGAACAAUUACGAAGAGUAAGAUGGACAUCCUUGAAACAGUAUCUGGUUCUAAAAGCUUUGUAUGUGUAUUUUGAUUUUUUCCCCCAUAGACACUUCUUAAUAAAUUGUAUAUGUGUUUUGUGGA